AUUUUCUUGACUUCAUUAGAUCAAUUUAAAAAUAUGUACAUAAUUAUUUGUUUUCGGUUUGAAACGAACUAAAUGAAUGCCAUUUACAUAGUUGUAACUUUAGUUAUCGGCUUAACAAGAGUGUAAGGAUGUUAUAGCUAUUGAAUUUAGAAGACAACAUGCAGCGCAGUAAACUAUUUAAGUGGUCCACCGUUAUAAUUAUAUGUAUAUUUGCAAGACUGAUAUUAUUGUGGAUCCCCCAAAAAAAUAACGUAUGCAGUACCUUAUCCGCUUAUUUUACCAUCAACAACAACGACAACUGCUGGCACAAUUCGGAUAAAGGAUUAUCUGCGGUUCAAAUAAUCUCAAAAUAUGGUUACAAAUUCGAAGAACAUAUCGUUACAUCUGAAGACGGCUACCGUUUGUUCGUAUACAGGAUAUUACCAAAAGGUAACAGCAGUUUUAACCAACCUCUACUACUAAUGCCUGGGAUGGGAGGAUCUCCAGAGUUCUGGUUGCUGCAAGGAGCAAAAUCUAUCAUAUUUCUCUUGGCUAACAAUGGUUAUGACGUCUGGUUAUCAGCGGUCAGGGGAACAGUAGAUUACGACGAGGAACUAAAAAACUUUAAAAACGAAGAAGAAUAUUGGAACUUUAGUUUCCACGAAAUUGGGAUAUACGAUCUACCUGCCCUGACAGAUUAUAUUACGAAGCAGACGAAGAGCAAAGUUAUAUUUGUGGGUCAUUCAAUGGGCUCAACGGCAUCGUACGUUUAUGCUAUAGAAAAGAAAACUCACGCAGAAAAUAAUUUGAAGGGUUUGGUUUCGUUGGCCCCUGCUGCGUAUAUGGAACACACGCAAGGAUUUUUCAAAUUUAUCGGACCGAAGAAUGAGUGGAUAUGGGACUUUACUAAGAAGAUUGGAUGUUAUGCCGUGAGUAACACGUACACAAAACGUUUGAUCUCAUCAUUGCUUUGUGCGCAAUAUCCUGGAGUAUAUGGAUGUUAUUAUUUUUACGGCUAUAUGAGUGGACUCUCACCUACUGAAGAAAGACCUGACAUGGUGCCUUUGUUCUUUAGUGUAAUGCCAUCUCCAAUAUCAAUGAGGAUUCUUGCGCACUUUGGUCAGUUAAUCGAGACAACUAGAUUCCAAAAGUUCGAUUAUAGAGAUGACCAAAUUAACUUGGAGAAAUAUGGUUCUUUAAAACCACCCGAUUAUAAUAUUAGCCAAAUUUCAUUACCAAUUCAGCUAUUUACAGGAACUUAUGAUUUUAGUAGUUCAGAUAAGGACUUUUGUGGGGGCUGGACACUCAAAACGAGGGAUAUAAACAAAUUAGAAGCUUUCGAAAUGUGGCUCUAUCGCCGUAUCCUAAAAAUACCAUGGACAGCGAAAAUCACAAAUAUAGAUGUCCUUAAAAGAAUAAUCCAAGAACGCCAACUUUUCGAAACCAUCAAGAAAAGGAAAACGGCGUAUCUAGGUCACAUCAUUCGAAAUGGACAAUACCAGUUCCUCCAACUUAUAAUCGAGGGCAAGAGAGGAAUUGGACGCAAGAAAAUGUCCUGGCUCCGAAACAUAAGGCAAUGGACAGGGAUUAACGACAUAAAAUCUCUGAUACAUAUUGCAAGAAAUAGAGAAUUAAUGAAAAAUGUGAUCGCUAACAUCCAUUAG
This is a messenger RNA of Diabrotica balteata, 1643 nucleotides long. The record is from the annotation of a GenBank genome assembly. Lineage: Eukaryota; Metazoa; Arthropoda; Insecta; Coleoptera; Chrysomelidae.